UGCUCAGUAGCUGAUUGUGAGUACUAAUCUUUCAGUCGGAGAGAACGUAGCUUCGUGAAUUUUUCUCAGGAUUCUACCGGUUUUUUACACUUUUAUAGAAAAAAGUGUCAGUGAUCAUCAGGAAAUUUUAUAUUCCCGAUUCUUCUUCAAACAAGCCAAUUGUAGAGUUCACUACCGGCGGAAACACCCAUCGAAGACAACUUUAUUGACGAGUACGAACGUUCCAGCCCACAAACAAGGAGCUGCGCGGGCUACACAGCGAGCCAAGAGGAAGUGCGUUCGUAGAAGAUAGUUAAAUCGUCAGGCACCCGACAAGAUGCCUGCUCCGGCACCAACACAGGGUACGGUGGAGGGCGGCCCACCUCGCACCGAAUUGCAGGAAUUACAAUUAAAGGCCGAUCAAACUACAGAUGAGUCCUUGGAAAGUACGAGGCGUAUGCUGGCACUAUGCGAGGAGAGCCACGAGGUCGGGAUGAAAACCCUCGUAAUGCUGGACGAGCAAGGCGAGCAACUGGACAGAAUCGAGGAGGGUAUGGACCAAAUCAACGCCGACAUGCGCGAGGCCGAGAAAAAUCUCACUGGAAUGGAAAAGUGCUGCGGUCUCUGCGUUCUCCCAUGCAACAAAGGCGCCAGCUUCAAGGAAGAUGAAGGCACGUGGAAGGGAAACGAUGACGGCAAGGUAGUUAACAACCAGCCACAACGGGUGAUGGACGAUCGCAAUGGACUUGGUCCUCAAGGCGGCUAUAUCGCCAAGAUUACAAACGAUGCCCGUGAAGGAGAGAUGGAAGAGAAUAUGGGUCAGGUGAACACAAUGAUCGGUAAUUUGAGAAACAUGGCGAUCGACAUGGGCAGCGAACUGGAGAAUCAGAAUCGGCAAAUCGACAGGAUUAAUCGCAAGGGCGAGUCAAACGAAACGAGGAUAGCCGUGGCGAAUCAGCGUGCGCACGCUCUACUCAAGUAAAAUGCGUCACUCUGCCCACGUACCCGUCUCCUCCGAGCCCUAAAUAGUCAAACAAUAAAUGAAUAUAUAUAUAUACAUAUACGUAUAUAUAUACACAUAUAUAUAUAAUAUGUAUAUCAGCUCCAAAAUAUUGUACGCUCACACGCCCACGACCCUUUCUUCUGCCUUCUCGUCGUCGGUCGGACACCGCCAACCCGUCAACCCAACUCGAUCCACCUGUUUGUGCUACAACGAAAUCAUCGAGCCUUCCGGUUACAUCGAUUUAUAUAUUACGUGUGUCUUAUAUCUCGCGUACUUAGUGCAAUCUCCUAUUAUUAUACACGUCGUUUAGUUCUUACACCCCUUGUAACCGUCUUAUCUUUUUUACCGUUCUUCUUGUUGUGUCCAGCCUUUUUUUACUCUGGUUUCACCGAUAUGAUUAUACCGUACGUAGUAUAUUAUACAUAUACAUACGUAUAUAUCUAUAUACAUGCGCUUAUAUCAACGUCUAAUCUUUUUGGAAUCUUAUUUGUCGGAUGAAACCCUGCAGUAUCGUCGCCGCGCUCGUCGUUGUCGUGACGACUAUGCACGAGUUUUGUUUCUUUCUUAUCGCUGCUGUAUUCCUUUCGAUUCGAUCGAAUAUUCAAUCUGGUCCUUCUCGUGUUCGAUCAAAGAAUCCGCGGUAUCGUCUAGAUUACUGCAUCGAUUCUGCCAAUCGGGCAGAAUUUAAAUCAGAAUGGAAAUCGGGCGCAGCAGCGAUCGAGCUCAAGUACGAAGUAGUACGAGUCAACGAUGACGACGAACGACCAGGCGAGAGAAUAAAAAGCGCAGAAUAAUCGAAGUUAAACGAGGUCGACGAUUACAUGAUCUUGAUACACGCUUAAGUUUGAGUUACGAUCUUCCGUUUGUUUGUUUUUUUGGUACGCAGGGCGAAUCGAACGAGACGAGGAUAAAGGUGGCCAACGAGCGAGCCCAUCAGCUACUCAAGUAAGGCCACUCUCGACCACUUGCACCCCGUCGGCCACCAACAGCAACAAAUACUACCAUCACCACUAUCACAACCACAACUACACUAUUAUUGAUAACAACAACAACAAUAACACUAGCAACUACAACAAAAGACCAGGGCUAUCAGCUACAGAUACACACGAUCAGUUGUUACUCUCAGUUAAUCGUGUUCAUGUACUUGCAAUUUAUUUAUUACGAUUUACUUAUACCUCAAAUCGUCGUGAACCUUUAUUACAAACGAGUUGACAAAUAGACGAUCGAAAGAACGAAAUGCAACUUCUAUAUUACAUGUUCUUUUUUUCCGUCCUACGUUCGAAUCUUUUUCGUUCUUCGUUCUGUUCAAUUUAUAGUGUAUAUUUGUAGACAGUAAACGCGUGCGUUAUAGAAAACGCCCAAGAGAGAAUCGUUCUCAUCGGUUUUCGUACGUAUUUACUCGCAGUUAGUCUAUUUAUUGUUGUUCGUGCAACGCGUCGAAAGAGUUAUUGCGUUCUGGGAAAUAAAUUGUACCAUCUUUUACCCUGUUGUGCACUUUAUUUUCGGCGAACGUUAGAAGUAAAUUCUAUUUGAAUAUAUUACUUGUAUCUUUAUUGUCGUCGUUAGUAUAUCAUCCAAGUAGCUCCAUUCUCUAGCGAUUAUACCUUUUUUUUUUUUUAUUGUGAAUCUUUGAUUCCUCCUUUCGGUCCGUUUUACGUUCAACUAUCUUCGAAUGGUCCUUCAGCGAAUCUGCUCGGGCGUACUUACGAACAUCAUCUUUAACCCUUAAGAGAGCAAAUUUUCAUCCUUAAGACAUAGAAAUAUUUAGGAGGAAAGUAGAAGAGAAAAAAAAAGUUAGUUUAUUUACGAAUAAUGUUUACAUGUAACGAAGAUGUCGACGCAACGUCGUCAAGUCAAUUCAGUGAUCCGAUAGAGUUUUUUAAAAGACGAGCCAGAUGUUUACAAGGAAAAAGAUAAGAAAGGGAGAAAGUAGAGAGCAAAUGAUGAAAAAGAGGAUACAAAAGUGUAAAGAUUUUUUCGUCUUAAUUGCACGUUUAUCCAAGUUCUUCCUCUCGUGAUAUAGCGUUUACACUUUUAACGAUUUAUCUAAAAAGUUUCUAAAAUAAGAAGAGUUAUUAACAGAGAAAAUACAAAAAUAAGAAUACAGAAUACAACAAAUACUAGAGAUCCAUUAGUUAAAAAAAAAAUAAUAAUAACGAAUCGCGCGCCUGUUUAAGGGUUAAAGAUUACCCACAGUUAACGAAAAUAAAAGCAUAUAACACAGGAAACGACAAUGUCAGUUGGACGGGAGCGCACACACGCUGUAGUUCUCUGCAUCGUUACACACACACACACACACACACGCGCGCAAAAUCCAAACGACCCUGUAUACAUACAUACACAUAUAUAGGUACACAUACAUGUAGCUAUGUUCAGAUAUACAGAGAGAAAUCUGGAAUACAGCCACAUACAGCGAACAAUACAAAAGAGAAAAGGGAGAGUAGUAUAGAUCGCACAGCGUGUGGGAGUGCACAUGUGAACGAUACAUACGCACAGCGAGCCCUCUUUAGGUAAUACAUACCAUGUAAUUUGUUAUCACGAUUAGCGUUACGACCAAAAUAUCCGUGUACAGUAGAUCGAUACGUAGAUAGACAUCAGAGAUGCGUGUGUAUGUGUGUAUGUGUGUGUGUCAGAGCACACGCGCGUGUCGCGCGGUAAUUCCAAGCAGCAGUAGGUCGUAGCGAGCGUGCUAGCCGAGGAGCAGCCUCGAGAUAUACAUGUAUGAUGUACGAGAUUACCAUGUUUGAAAACGCGAAUGUAUAUCGAAUGGAUCGAGGGAGCUUACCCGUAAAUGGCAAAUAAUAUUAGGUUCCUCCCGAAAGCGGUCGUUACUCGCUUACCUUUUUCUCGAUACAUACGCUCUACGUCGAACAUCGUGCGAUCAACGAAAUAUCUCGCUUCCCGAGAGAACACGAGAAACCGGAGGGGAUCACGACAGACGGGGCGAGGUAAAAAGCGGAGGAGGACGUUUAGCGCGGCAGCAAGUUGAUGUUCACGAAGAAGAAAAGGGAGCGGAGAGAGUAUAGUGGUUCCUCCCUUUGUGUAGAGUAGGAGGAAGGGAGGAGAAAAAUAUAAGAGCAAAGUGAUGGGAAAGGUACAAAAGAGAAGGACAGGCGGAGAUAAAAAUGGAAGAAGAAUUUGAUAAACCAAUGCAACGAAGAGGAUGUCGUAGCGAAAAAAGUCUAGAAGAAAGAGAGAGGGAAACGGAAUGAGAAAGCGAGAGGGGAGAGAAGAAAGGAAGGAGGUGUUAAAUGUGUAGAUAGAAUUUUGUUCAUCGUUUUAUCUGUCGACUCACCAUAGAGCGUAGAUCGAUUCCGUUUCUUGCGGUCCCGCGCACGCUCAACGCGCCGGGUUUGUCACUGUAAGGUUUAACUCCAAGUGAAAGAAAUCACGAAUGCGAUAGAGAGAGCAAGAAGAAUACGACAAAAGAUUUAAACAAAGAUUGUACAUUAUUGUAUUUACACGAAGCGAAGUACCUCUACUUUGUACUAUAGCGAGCGAAAGAACGAAUGAACGAAUAAUCCAUUGUACGUCGUGUCACCACGGCGCUCUGGGAUUCUCCCGGUUACGUUUCUGUUUCGCGGUCUGCGAGUAUCUACAUUCCAGCAUUAUCUCUUAUUCAGAAUCCUUAUCUUAUUGAACCGUGAUAGUUGUUUACGCGCAAUAAGUUUGCGAUCGUUCUGACAAUGAGUCGAUAUUUUUUCUUUCGUUUCUCUUUGCUAGAGGACUGCAAAUUUGCAAAUACGUAGAAGUAGCGUACUACUAUAUAAUAAUUUGUAACUUGAAAUAGUGAUAGACAUGACGUGGUUACCGCGGAUUAGAUCCAACGCUGCAGACAAGGGAUGUUUCUCGAAGCAGCUGUCAGCCUUAACAGUAUUCGCAUCUUUACACUUACCUCUUUAGCUUUAAGAGAAUGCAUAGAGACAGAGAGCAGAGAUGCUGUCAGCGCUGACGUGAUCCCUCAAAUCAGUAGUAUCAAAAUUAGUCCGUAGAAAAGAGAGAACGAGCGAGAGAGAGAGAGAGAGAGAAGGUGAACAAACAAUAAGUAUGAGGAGAGUUUGUCGCGUAGAGAUUUUUUUAUGUAGACCACAUUUGGCAAAGAGAAAAAGAAAAUACGUGUACACCGCAUUUAGCAUAUCGUCGAUAAGCAUGAGAUGAUUUCGAUACACGUAUUAAUUAUUAUACAUUCACGUAAACUUUAUUUUGGAUUUAACGAAUUAAUCAUAUAUAUAUAUAUAUAUAACGAUAUUGUAUAAAUAUUGUAAAGGGUAUCGCCCUCGAGUCGCGCGUUGUAUUAAGAAUGGAGCACAAAAAGAAGGAAGGGGAUAUAUUACGAGUAGUUCCUUUCGAUUUCGCUUGUUUGUUUGCUUUUCUCAUUAACAUAGUAAUGCAGUUAUGAUCGGUAGCUUGCAAAACUUCUUGGACGCUUCGCCGGACGAACGUACUAAGAGGAAUAAAAGAGAGAAUGUUAAGGGAAAUUUGGUGAACGAAGGAACAGAGCAAAUGAAUGUAUGAGAGGGAGAGAGAGGAAGUAAUAUUAGAGAGCAAGUGCGUGAUAUUUGAUGAUGAUAAUGAUUAUGAUUGUUACUCGAGAUCGUUAGGCCUAUCGUAAUUAUUUACUUUGUCAGAGGAAAGAUAUACGAACGAUUAUAAAUAGGUAUAAAUAUAUAUAUAUAUAUAUAAAGAUUAUAUAUAUAUAUAUAUAUAUAUAAAUACGAUACAAACAUAUUACAUGCAUAUAUUUACGGAACGAGCGCGGUGAGCCCCCUUCUUAUGUAGACCUUUAAAAUAGAGAAAAAAAAAACGAAAAAAAGGGAGGAAAAAGAGAGCGAAAGAAUCUACUUUAUUUGCGAGCGGAUAAUGUUGUUAUAUUAUCAUAAAUAUUAUAUAUAUAUUAUACAAUACGGAAUCGAGCAAUAUUGUAUUGUUACUUCGUCGUUAACAUUUAUCACCGCCUAUUCGAAGAAUUAUAUUAUGUACCUAUUUUACAAAAUAAUCCCUCGUAUCUGAAACGAGUAACUCAUAUCGAACCUGUUAUAGGUCUAUGUGGUACGCGUAAUUUUAAAUAUUCACAGAAUUGUAUAGAACACGCAGAUUUAAGUAGAUAGACGCAUAGAUAGGUCAAAAUAGACGAAGUAGCCUGCGGAAAAGGGAAAUGGUUUACGGUGUGAAUGAGAGAUCGAGUGAACGAGAUAAAAUUAUAAACCGAUUAAUUGAACAGCAGUUUUCUUAUAAAAUGGAAAACUAUGGGAGCAGCAACCACAAAAGAAACAAAAAAAAAAAACGAAAAGACGGAGAGAGGCGAAAGCUCGCGAAAGAUCGUGUGCAACCGAUUUGAAGAUUCGCUGUUGAUGCAUUGUUCUAUUUGGUUGACGUAUUCGUAAUGUUUACGGUGGUUGCGUGCAAUUUUUCUCGAGUCGAUCUUCAAGAAAGGAGAAGUUUCGUGCGAAACUCGUCGUUCGAAAUUUAUCUUUCGACUGUCUCCUGACGAAGUUAUUGCGGUAUAGAGCGGUAUUGUAAAGCGAGACGAUGAGAACUGCGUGCACCGACGUCUAACGUUUGCAAUAACAAGAGUACGAUCGCGAUUAUUAACACAAAUUGGGACCACCGUGCAAAAGUGCAAGGUGCCGAGAUGAAAACGACUACGGCGCGACGAGUACCACAAAGCUCGACGCUGUUAAUUUCUUUUGUUUUUCGACUACGACGAACGUCGAACACCUCGUCGUUGCCGGCCGCUCUCCGAUUCUUCGAAGCGACGAUAAAAACGAGACGAGAAAUCGCGAAUAUUCAGUAGAGUAAACCACGAAGCCUGACAAAGAAGUUAGAACAAACGUAAAAAAGAAAAAAUACUGAAAAAUAAUGAAAAAAAAGAAAAAGAAAAAAACAUAAGGAUGAUGAAAGAUAGAGGGAAAGUACGCGAACAUUGUAAAGUAUUUGGUAAACAGACAAAUUGAUGAAAAAAUCAGCUUUUCUCUUUUUAGUACUGAUGUAUUGUCGCUAGAUGUAUUACAGAGACGUAAGAAGUAUUCUUCGGCAGUACUAUUAUAACAAAUGCCUAUGUAUUUUACUUCUCGGCAAAUAAACCAUCAAGUAUUGUA
Molecule: messenger RNA, 7080 nt
Organism: Bombus terrestris (buff-tailed bumblebee)
Lineage: Eukaryota; Metazoa; Arthropoda; Insecta; Hymenoptera; Apidae
Gene: Snap25
Product: synaptosomal-associated protein 25
Exons: 7
Coding region: 317-961 (214 amino acids)
Biological process (GO): synaptic vesicle priming; exocytosis; synaptic vesicle fusion to presynaptic active zone membrane
Cellular component (GO): SNARE complex; plasma membrane
Molecular function (GO): SNAP receptor activity; syntaxin binding
Source: RefSeq, a predicted model, not a curated record